AAAAAGUAAACAAGUGGCUUGUGUGCUAUGGGUGCUAUGUGUUCAGUGCAGUGUGUGCAGUUUUCUUUGAAAUUUAGAAAUGGAAAUGAUGGAAGAGGAAGAGAUUCAAGUAAAAAUGGAGUAUGAUAGCGAGGAAGAGGAAUUUGUGCUAUAUGAUGUAGUUGUAAAGGAAGAAUACUCUAUGGAGGGAACAUCUAGCCCUGAAUACCAAAAAUACGAGGCUAGGGGACAGGAUCUUCCGGUGAAUGUGAUAGACAUAAAACAGGAAUUGGAUGAAGAAGUUAAACCACUAAAACAGUCCAAUGAAAAGAAAGAGAAUCACAUUAGUAAGCACCGCGUAAAAGCUUCUUCAGGGAUUAUCCAAAAGAGAAAGUACCUGACCUUGGAGCAAAAAUUGAAGAUAAUUGAAUUAUCACGUAACAAAACACAAGAGCAAUUAUCCAGGCAAUUUGGAGUUUCGCGUUCUUCAAUCUCCCAAAUCCUUAGUCGAAGAAAUAUCCUCUCAGAUCUGGCUUCCAGGAAGCCUUUGUUCAUGAAAAGGAAUCAAUCACGGGAUCCAUUAAUAGCCGUACUCGAGAAAAUAGUCAAAGAUUGGAUCCUUAUGAAUACACAAUAUCACAUUCCUGUCACAAAGACCAAAAUUCAGAUGAAAGCUCUCUCAGUUUAUGAAGAUCUGAAAAAGUCUGUCCCUCCUGGCACCGAUAUCAAGGAUUUCACUGCGUCUACGGGAUGGUAUUCUAGAUUUAUCAAAAGGGAGGAUCUCCGCAAUUUGAAGAUACGAGAGGAAGGAGAUGGUGGUGAUGUUGAAGCUGCAACGAGGUUCACUGAAGAAUUUGCCAAAAUCGUAUCCGACGGUGGCUACACACCAGCUCAGAUAUUCAACGUGGAUGAAACGGAGCUGGUUUGGAGGAAGACGCCUGACAGGACCUAUUUGCCGGGAACUACGAAGGACCGUGUAACACUUCUUCUGGGCGGAAAUGCCGAUGGGAGUUUGAAGCUAAAACCCGUUUUUAUUCACAGAUACAAGAAUCCAAAUAUCCUAAAAUGUUAUGCCCCAGAAUUACCUCCAGUGUCGUACAAAACACAACGCAAAGCUUCAAUGUCGAGCGAUCUCUUCAUUUCCUGGUUUAAAAAUGAAUUUAAGCCCGAGGUAGAGCGUUUUUGUGAAGAGAAUCAUCUUCCAUUCAAGAUUUUGUUGACAAUGGACAAUGCACCAUACCACCCGACCGGCAUUUGUGGUUUAUUUGAGGAGAUCUCAGUUGUGUUUUUUCCACCUAACACAACCUCUCUCAUCCAGCCCAUGGACCAGGGAAUUAUCACCAAUUUUAAGUCCUACUAUUUACGCGAAUGUUUCCAUAUUGCUUCCUCAAAGGUCGACGGUGCCAAAGACAGAAAUAAGGCAAAAACUCUUGAGCGUUUCUGGAAGAACUUCAACAUUGCCGAUGUGACCUCCCUGAAGCUGGCCGAAGGCCAGCCGAACGCGGGUUUGUGUCUUGGCUAAGAAAAACCGUUGCAAAUUCAAAUAUUUUUUGUGUGUCUCGGCUAAAAAACACUGAGAAAAAUUGAAAUAAUUAUAUAAUAAUGAAAAGAAAAUUGCGGAAAA
Messenger RNA from Phlebotomus papatasi, 1603 nucleotides. Its product is annotated as tigger transposable element-derived protein 1-like. Gene Ontology annotation, cellular component: nucleus. The record is from RefSeq and is a predicted model, not a curated record. The transcript has 2 exons. Gene Ontology annotation, molecular function: DNA binding. Bases 80 to 1501 code for a protein of 473 amino acids. NCBI's taxonomy places the organism in Eukaryota, Metazoa, Arthropoda, Insecta, Diptera, Psychodidae.